AUGGAAUGUGGAAAGAGCUUCACUGAUAGUGGAACACUUAGAAAGCAUCAAAGGACUCACACAGGGGAGAAACCAUUUAAAUGCAUGGAGUGUGGAAAGAGCUUCACUGACAGUGGAACACUUAGAAAGCAUCAACGGAGUCACACGGAGAAACCAUUUAAAUGUAUGGGUUGUGGAAAGAGCUUCACUGAUAUUGGAACAUUUAGAAUUCAUCAACGAACUCACACGGGGAGAAACCCUUUAAAUGCAUGGAGUGUGGAAAGAGCUUCACUGAGAGUGGAACACUUAGAAAGCAUCAAAGGACUCACACAGGGGAGAAACCAUUUAAAUGCAUGGAGUGUGGAAAGAGCUUCAUUAAUAGUGGUACACUUAGAAUUCAUCAACGGACACACAGGAGAGAAACCAUUUAAAUGCAUGGAAUGUGGAAAGAGCUUCACUGAUAGUGGAACACUUAGAAUUCAUCAACGGAGUCACACGGGGGAGAAACCAUUUAAUUGCAUGGAGUGUGGAAAGAGCUUCACUGACAGUGGAGGACUAAAACUACAUGAACGGACUCACACGGGGGAGAAACCAUUUCAAUGCAUGGAGUGUGGAAAGAGCUUCAGUCAAAGUGGAAACCUUAGAAUUCAUCAACGGACUCACACAGGGGAGAAACCAUUUAAUUGCAUGGAGUGUGGAAAGAGCUUCACUGACAGUGGAGGACUAAAACUACAUGAACGGACUCACACAGGAGAGAAACCAUUUAAAUGCAUGGAGUGUGGAAAGAGCUUCAAUAGAAGUGGACACCUUAGCAAACACCAUCGAACUCACAGAGGGAAAACCACUUACUUAUUUCUUACAAAACAUCAAUGGACUCACAAGGAGGAGAAGCUUUAA
Podarcis lilfordi (Lilford's wall lizard) is the source of this 876-nucleotide messenger RNA. The record is from the annotation of a GenBank genome assembly. Lineage: Eukaryota; Metazoa; Chordata; Lepidosauria; Squamata; Lacertidae.